AAAACAUGUGUCGCCUGCAAUAUGCGGAAGCUCAGACGCGAGCGACCCCCUCUGCAAGAUAUGCCAAUCCCAAAAUUUCCUUUCGAGCAGAUCGCAGUAGACACGUCCGGUCCGUACCCUGAAAGUUUCCAAGGAAACCGGUACAUUAUUACUGUCAUCGAUUUAUUUUCUGGAUGGCCAGAGUCGUUCGCUACCUCAUCAAAAAGUGCAGAAACGGUUGCCCAAAUUUUAUUAGAACAUAUCAUCCCUCGCCAUGCUUGUCCUAGGAUUAUGAUUUCAGACAAUGGUACAGAGUUUUGCAACGCCGUCAUAGACCAAAUUACAACUUUUAGCAACAUUAAGCAUAUCCGAACUUCCGUUUACCACCCGCAAUCGAACGGCAAAUGCGAAAGAUAUAAUAGAGUUCAGAACGACAUGUUAGCAAAGUUAGUGAGUAAAUCUCAACGUGACUGGGACACAAAGCUUCCUUCAAUCUUGUCUGCUUAUCGCACCGCGAAAAACGAGACUAUCAAGUAUUCCCCUUUCUUCCUUCUUUAUGGUCGUGACCCUGUUCUACCACUCGAUAGCAUUUUAUCUCCAAAAUAUCGUUACCAAGGUGAAGAUUACGUACCUACCAUGCUCGAAAACAUGCAUUCUGCCUACAGUCAUGUGCGUCACAACCUAGUACGAAGUCAUGAGAGAAACAAAUUUUAUUACGAUCGUACCGCCAAGCCAACGAAAAUCAAAGUCGGUGAUAUGGUUUACUUCAGAAACCCUACAGAGGCGACUCAAAAUGCUUCCAAACUGUCGUGCCAUUGGAAACCUUUUUACCGCGUUAUCAAAGCCAUCAACGACGUAACCUUUGUCAUUAAGAACCAGCUGUCUGGCGAUGUCAAAGUAGUGAACGUUCAUAAUUUGAGAUUCGCUGAUCCAGAUACCCUUUGGGAAAACGUGACAGAAGAACCACAUCAUAUCAACAGCAAGUACGAAAGUAAACAGAAGUCGUUUAUCCCAGUUCCACUUCGUGUGCAGCCUCCACGUCAAUCAAAGUUCUCAUUCGCCGAUACGGAAAUGCAUAAUACUGAAACAGUCACAGAUCGGUCUAUUCGUGAUUCAACCCCCAGUUCGAUAUCAACCCCUAUUGAAACUUACGCUCCAGCGAAACCGUCGCCGAGUGAACAAAAUUACCCACCUUUACCUGAAGAUUCUGAUUCCGAUGCAGAUCUUGACGUGCCGUUAUCCGAAAUGCGAAAACGAUGGAGAGAAGAAAAAUCGAAAGACAAUAGUUCUGACGACGAGAAUAUUCCUUUGUCCCAAUUAGCAAAGCGCCUGAGAACGGAAAAGUUAUCUGAUCCAUUCGAAAUUGAACCUACCCCUAUGAAACGACCACUCACCCGUACAGAAUCAGAGUCGAACGACAUGGAUGCAGAAGCGCGUAGCCCUCCUUCAAAAUUACAAUGUGCCGACCAAGACCACGAAUCGGAUUCAGACGAAUUGGACGCCGAUGGUGUACAUAUUGAAAAGGAGCAAAUGUGUACUAACCCACGUGUGAAAGAAGCCCUGUUAGUUAAGAUGCUGAAAACGCAUGAGAAGUUGAUGACCGACAUGUUCAAACAAUUAGAAAAAAUGUAAAAAGGUUCCCCGGCCCCCUGAGUUAUUACAGGUCGGAUGACAGCCGAAUGUCUACAGUAUUUUGUGGAACCCAGCUAGUACGAUGAAGGCUGAACGGCUGUAUGGUGUUAUAGGGUUUAUAUAGAAUAUGGAUCCCGGUUUGUAUGCCGAAGACAACGUAAUCGCGGUACCACGUUGUAUUGGGUUGAAUGAUAUACCGACUCUGGCUAGUAUGCCACAGCCAUUUAUGUGUUGUUCAUUUUACGUUCGGUCAGUGAACCGUUCAAUUGUUCGUGUACUAACCUCAUGUUUGCGAAAUGUUAAUAGUUGUUUGUGUGUGUUCCAGAGAUGUGGGCAAGACCGUUCUUCCUGACAUUCCUGUUCUAUCUGACAUCUCCGACAACGGCCAACGUUCUCUUCCUGCCCCGAGGCCAUCUCUACGCUUCAUACGACCACUGGACUCUUCACAUCCCCAUCGAAACCAGGACAUCAUGGACGUUUGUAUUGAAGCUGGAGCAUCAUGUGAAGCUCUUUAAAAGUAAAGUCAGUAGUAUAUUUGCAGAGCACCGCCAACAAUUGCGAAGUGACCAGGCAAUUCAGCUUUUUGCUAAGUUUAACCAGAGCGUAAAAGUUAUUGACAUUGUAAUAGAUACUUGGUCAAAUGCGGUACUUGUUGAUUUUUCGGAAACUAAUGUUUCACUCCCCGAAGCCGUAAACUUCAUUCCCCCACUUCAGGACAAAAGUGUCCAUUUGUCUAACUUGAAGAAACAUAUUCAACAGAUUCGAGUACGCAAUGCUCAGCAUAAUAAAACUGUCGUUAUCCCCGCCAUCUCGGUCACAACGUGUAUUGUGGUUGCGUUAGUGCUAUUAACUGUUCUAUACGUCCGAUGUCAUGUGUUUAAACCCAUUAUGAUCCGACCCCAGAAAGUAUCCGCUCAAAAUCCUGCCCCUGACAGCGUUAUUGUUGAAGAAACGUCAAGUGUAGCUCCAAAUAUCAAGCCCCGGGAAAAACUCACGGACCCAAGUCCCUCGUGCUUAAAAUGGUUAAAACCGUCUCCAACCCUCGCUUCUCAGAAAUCCGCAGAUGCCUGAUGCAAAUAUUUUCCAGAGGAGUUCUUUCUCCGCAGCAGAGGUACCAGUAGCGGCGCUCCCACACUCGGUCGAGCCGCCGCCGGUGCUAGUCAGCGCCACUGAGAUCGGGCCGCCCCGCAUCGGACACCCCACGUCCGGGCGCCCCGAUAAAACUACGCUGACGAGUGGUCUGGUCAGCCGACACCGGACGGACGACCCACAACAAUACGCGAGACGUGAGAACGUCAAUGUGUCAAUACCUGACACACGAUCUGGUGUCAAUGGACAAUGGACUGACAAACACGUGUCAGACAGCAGCGUCAAAGGUGACCUAAACCCUCUGAACUCUCUGAACUCCCUGAACUGAUGUGACCGCAGCGGAAUUUUACCAGUGAUUGCGAAGCGAGAACCGAAUCGAUGAGCACGAGUGGGACAGUAGACUAUGUUUCGUAAGCGGACAAUGAAGAAGACUCUAUAGACUUAUAGCUACGAGGACUACAACGAAAAAGAACGGGAAAUUGUGUGUUGAGGUGCUGUGUAUAUUGUUGUGUUAGGUGUUGUUUUUGCUGUGUCGUGUGUUGUGUACGUUAUAUCAUGCAUCAUAUUAGGAGUAUCCCAAGCCGAAAAUUUUGGUCAAAAUUUCAGCUUUAAGGACCUCGCGUUGUGUUGUAACGAAAUUCGUUCCUACCCCGUCCUCCACCUCCCUCUGUACCUACUUACUGCCCAGCCCCCUCGCCCACUUACAAUAUCCUUAUAUGGUCCUCACUCCUCACCUGCGACGCCUGUCCUAGCCCGCUUCUGAUUGGUGCUAUGAUAUGACGUACAUCUAUAUGUAGGACGUGUGUGUAUGACGUUUCAAUAUAGCGGCCGACGCCGAACGCCGAGCAGGAGCUGUGAAAGAUUCAUUCGAAAGCCAACCGCCGUAGCGGCCUGACGUAUCGUUAUUCAAAGUCUCGGCCGACUGUUUAUUACUUUUGGAUUCUGUCCUCAAAUUUGCAAUACAUACUUCAAGAAAAGAAAAA
This is a messenger RNA of Amphibalanus amphitrite, 3683 nucleotides long. RefSeq lists its product as uncharacterized. The transcript is spliced from 2 exons. The record is from RefSeq and is a predicted model, not a curated record. Bases 22 to 1611 code for a protein of 529 amino acids. Gene Ontology annotation, biological process: DNA integration. Lineage: Eukaryota; Metazoa; Arthropoda; Thecostraca; Balanomorpha; Balanidae. Gene Ontology annotation, molecular function: nucleic acid binding.